AUGGUACAGGAUGUUCGGGGCCGCAGAGAGCUGUACAAAGCGGAGUUGAUUGGCCGGUUUAUUUGGGCUGUCCAUCUCCACAAACAGAAGCAGCUUAACCCCGACGUGUUACUCCGCAUCCUCGCCUUUCUGCAUGAGUCGGACAGGCCAUUCACAAGCUUCCUGGGGCUACUGGACGAUGGCCUGACCCAAGUUUCGGCGAGCCAUCGGACAAUACAGGCUCGGUCACAGUCCUUGUCCUCGAUGUCUUCCAUAGCAUUCUUGCAGAAAGUCCUGCCUUUGCGGCUGCAACACCUCUUCGCGCAGCCUGCCGACACCGGCGCUGCCGGACCCGACGAUGCAACAGAGGCCAGUAAUUUGACGGGCGUCUCGGCGCUUCCCUGGGUGGCUACGGGCCUGGGGUUUCUGCUUGGGGCUAUCACCGUCCUACAGCACGUUGGUCCUGUUUGGUGA
Messenger RNA from Symbiodinium sp. CCMP2592, 453 nucleotides. The record is from the annotation of a GenBank genome assembly. Lineage: Eukaryota; Dinophyceae; Suessiales; Symbiodiniaceae.